AUUUCUUAUUUUUUAUCACCAUUUAGAUGAUUAAGAGAAAAGUAUAAAGGUUAGUGGAGAAUGUGAUGAUUGUUUCAUUUGGUUUCUUUUCUUCCUCACUCACGUUUACCUUUAACCCUUUUUCCAAUUUUCACCUUUGAGUUUACCUUUUGUCUCUCUCUCUCCUUGACUUAACCUUUAAUCAACAACAUCUCUGGUUUUUGGUGAGAACUGUUUUACUCUCAAUCUUCAUGUAUAAACCUUCAUUGUUUUGGUUUUCCCUCCUUUUUACUGGCUUUCUGAUUGUAUUACCUUUCUCAUCUUCUUCUGAGGAUAAUGAUGAUGGUGAUUUUAAUUCCAAUUCAGAGGAAUCUACUCAAGUAGAGGAAACAUUUAAUUCUGGUAAAGAGUUUAUCAAGUCAACCAUUGCUGCUGUUAUCAAUGAGAUUAAAUUUUCAAAGUUAAAGAGUCAACAUAAAAAGAUUGACAGUAUUGAUUAUGAUGGUGGUGAUAAAAUUGAUUCUGGAUCGUCUUUUGCAAUUACCGAUUCUGAGAAGGAAAAAAUUACCUGGCUCGCUUUUCAUAAAGUAUUUGGUUCAAUUGUGGAUUCUCUUGAAAAGUCAAUACUUGGAGAAGCGAUUGAUAUUCUUCCUCAUCUUACCUUGAGCUCUCCUUGUCUAUCAACACUUUAUCAACUUCUAAGUGCAAUGAAACAGCAAAAAUCAUGGGUAUUCAAGAUGAUGGAUGCUACUGGUCGGCCAUUUUCAGCUGGACUGAUGGACGGAACCAUAACUGACUUUGGAUCCUUUGACCAGUGUAUUGGACUUCACAUUCCAUUAGUUUUCAAUUCUGUUGGUGGAGUAGAUAAAAUGAAUUCAGCUUAUAAACCAAAUGAGAUGAAACAAAUUCGUGGGCAAUAUUGUAUGGUUCAAUAUAACGUCUUUCUACCUCCCAGGCCCAAACAUUUAAAUCUACAGACACGAAUUUUCAAUUUCACAAACACACCAAUCGAGGGAACGUUUCUCGAAGAUAUUUCAAACCUUAUUCAUGUUUGUUACGAGCGUGUUGGUCGAGUUGGUAUUUGUAUGCCCUCUUCGUGCUCAAAAGAUGAUCUUGAACAGAUUAUCGAUUAUUCUUUGAAAGAUGUACACAUGCAUGCGAAUGUUUCUCAUUGUGAGGUUGAGAGAAAUUUUCAAUUCGAUGGACUUCAGAUAAUCAUUUUAACGGUUUUUGGAUGUCUUUCUUUCUUUACUUUACUUGGAACCAUGUUUGAUAUUAUUAGCUCAAGAACUAUUGAACUAUCCGAUUCAGUAGAAAAAGUUAAAAUUCGAUCAUUUUCAGCUGUACGCUCUGAUCAAUUAUUCUAUUCAUUUCUGAUUUCCUUUUCGAUCCCUCGAAAUUUAUCAAUGCUACUUGACACUCGAACCAGAAAGGGUUCUCUUGAUGCCAUCAAUGGAAUACGAGUUAUCUCCAUGUCUUGGAUUGUCUAUACUCACACUUACCUGAUACCAAUUAAGGAAACUUUCGCUUUUGCUCGUAGUUACAUUUUCGCUGUUGAAAGUUUUCUAUUUCAAUUUAUUCUCAAUGGUUGGGUUCUAGUUGAUACCUUUUUCUGUAUCGGUGCUUUACUCGCAAUCUACACUACCCUUGGAUCAUUACACCGAUCAGGUCGUAUCAAUGUUCUCGAAAUGAUUCUGAACCGUUUUAUCCGUUUCUCUCCUUCCGUUUGGUUUACUUUGGCUCUUCUAUUUUUAAUACCUGCCAUCGGCUCUGGUCCAUUAUGGUCCGAAUAUUUUGAUUAUCAACUUGAUAAGUGUAACAAUUACUGGUGGGGUACAGUUUUCUUCAUCAACAAUUGGUUUCCUGAGGCUAAAAUCUGUAUGCUUCAUACUUGGUAUAUUGCUGCUGAUAUGCAAUUGUAUCUUGUUUGCAUUUUAUCAUUAAUUGUAUUCUACAAGUAUGGAUCCAAAGCCUUAUGGUUACCCUAUGGAUUGAUUUUCAUCUCCAUGAUUACCGUUUUUUCAUUCACUUAUUUCCAAUCAGCUGCUCCAACUGUUAUUUACAAUUCACCGUCCGAAGUGAUUACCGAUGGCGCUGCCCUUUCAAUUUAUACUCCAACCUACAUUCAUCUUGGUCCAUAUUGUGUAGGUCUUAUUGCUGGAUUUCUUAUUUAUUAUAAGAGGAAUAUGGUCAUUCCAUUUUCCAUUUGCUUGACCUGUUGGAUACUCUCAAUCUCUGGUCUUGUUACCAUUUUAUUUUAUACUUACACUUGGAAUAUCGGAAAUGAGUGGACACCGCUAUCAGCCGGUUUCUAUGCAACUUUCCAUCGAACCUGUUGGUCAAUUUGUAUCGCCUGGAUUAUAUUUGCUUGUGUCACUGAUAAUGGAGGUAUGAUCAAUACUUUUCUUUCCUGGAAAGGAUUUGUCCCACUGGCAAAAUUAAGUUUCAUGAUUUAUUUGUUACACUUUCCAAUUCUAUGGUGGAGAUAUGCAUAUCUCCGUGAAAGACUUGCUUUUGGUCAUUAUACUAUGUUAUGUGAAUUCAUUGUCAAUUUUACGUUAAGCUCAUUUGCAGCUCUUUUGGCUCAUCUGGUUGUUGAAGCUCCAGCAUCUCAUCUGUAUAAAUUGUUCAUUCAAAAGCAUCUCGAAUGGUCAAGGAUGAAAAUAACACGAAAAGAGAGUAAACAAGCUCCAAAUCCCGAUACUCUUAUUGCUUUCAAAUCCUAGUCUGGAAACGGAAAUUUCUCCAAAUGAUAACUACAAACACACAAAUCAAUUAUCUUUAUUCAAAUCACUCUAUUUUUUUAUAUACUUUUUUAACCACAAAUUCUUUGACCAUUUACCUGUCAUGUACAAUUCAAAUUGUUGUAAAAUACUUUGCAUUUAAUUGUUUUUAGAAAUUUAUUAUUGUUCCUUAACCUUUUAUAGUCAAAAGUUGAUCUUUUGUUAAUUUGUUUUGUUUUCAUAUUCAUUUUAAAUCAACUACUCUCAUUCCAAGUGGAAACCAAAAAAUUUCAUCACAAUUAAAACACUCAGACUCUGAA
Molecule: messenger RNA, 3022 nt
Organism: Panonychus citri (citrus red mite)
Lineage: Eukaryota; Metazoa; Arthropoda; Arachnida; Trombidiformes; Tetranychidae
Product: nose resistant to fluoxetine protein 6-like
Exons: 8
Coding region: 231-2705 (824 amino acids)
Molecular function (GO): acyltransferase activity, transferring groups other than amino-acyl groups
Source: RefSeq, a predicted model, not a curated record